AUGGACACCCAAUGUCCAAACGAUUCGAACCCGAAACAACUAUGUUCUGCCCGUAAUAUCUCCGGAAUCGAUCUGCUCUUCCAAGGAUUGAACCUCUCGGUUAAAAGAAAGAAAAUCUUACAUGAUGUGUUUGGUGCUGUUGGUGAGGGAGACAUGCUGGCAAUCAUGGGACCCAGUGGUUCAGGCAAGACAUCCCUAAUGAACUGUAUUGCGGGCCGAGUUCUUCCGGACUCGGGGGAAAUCCUCGCCAAUGGGGUCAAGUUCAAUAAGUCCAUGAGACGACAGAUGUGCUACGUUGAACAGGAAGAUCUGUUUUUCCCCACCAUCACUCUCAUGGAGACGCUCACGUACAGCGCUUUGCUCCGACUCCCGGACAAGAUGCCUUGGAAGAGGAAGAAAGCUCGCAUUGAGGAAGUCAUCCAAGCUCUCGAUCUCACGAAAUGUCAACACACAAUUAUUGGUGAUGCGACGAUGAAAGGCCUAUCUGGGGGAGAGAGGAAGAGGGCCAAUAUAGGAUGCGAACUGUUGACCAACCCGGCAUUGAUGCUUCUGGAUGAACCUACCUCUGGCCUUGACUCGAGUACUGCCCACAUGCUGAUGAAGACGAUAAAGCGGUACACUCGGGACCACAACAAAACUGUGAUCAUAGCCAUCCACCAACCAUCAAGUCAGAUAUUUUAUAUGUUUGAUAAGCUUCUCCUUCUCUGUGAUGGAAAGGUUGCUUAUUUCGGAAAGACCAGCAAGAUCGUAGACUUUUUCGACAACAUUGGUCUCCGCUGUGCGCCUCAUUUCAAUCCAGCUGAUUUCAUAAUGGAUAAAGUAAAAUCAGAAGAUUCCAUCAAAGAUAUGAUCACCUCUGCAGGCAGGGCUAUCAGCCAAACGUCUUUCUGGUUAGAGGAGCUCCAGGCCCUGGGCCAUCGCUGCCAGGAAAGGUUGGCUGUGGCCAUCUCAAGCAAGCAGACGGUAGCCAAGCGAGAUACCCGGAUGGACCCUGGAAUCGGUGUAGUAAAUGAAGGAUUUUCCCUUGAAAAUACUUUGAAUGGUGAACCAGAGGGACACUUCAAUGGCGAUGUAGUUGGCAAGGUUUAUGCUAACAAUAUUCAAAAAGGAAGUGUUUUCCUAAAUUCCGUCCGAGUAGAGUUUCCGAUUUCUGACACUGAUGUUUACUAUGAUGGAAGACGCAAGUACCAGUCGUCCUUCUGGACUCAGUUUGGCGUCCUUUUCGUGCGGAACAUGAAAGAGUCACGACACCGCGUGCUGACGGUCCUUAACGCUACUCAGGCUCUCCUCAUUAGCUUUGUGACAGGACUGCUCUUUUUCCAGUUAGAUAGGACGGAGGAGACGCUCAUAGACUGGGAGAACGUGGUAUUCAUUGUUUGUAUCCAUUGGAGUUUCAUUGGAAUGAGUGAUGGCAUCGGCGGAUACCACAAGGAGCACACGCUGAUCUUGAGGGAGCGAGGCUGUGGCUCGUACAGGCUCUCCGCGUACUUCCUCUCCGACUGGCUGAGCCAGUUUCUACUGAUAUCAAUCAUGCCAAUGGCCUCCCUCAUCGUCGUCUAUGCGACAGUCGGCAUGAAGGGUGUCGGCGGAUUCUUCGGCUUUUAUGGAAUUCUGUGUCUUGGGGUUAAUGUGGCUCAGAACUUUGGUUUGAUGUCGAUCGUGGCCACGGGGGAGGUUCUCUCAGGGGAUACGGUGUCCAAGGUGGCCAUGUUCGCCACGCUUUUGUCCAGUGGCUACUUUGCUCGCAACAUCCCGCACUGGCUCGAGUGGAUGAAAUACAUCUCGUUCAUCAAGUAUGCGUUAGAUGGUGUGAUGCAGAUUGAAUUCACAAAUUCACGAGCGAUUCGAUGCGUGAACAACGCUUCAUCCGUAAUCUCAUCAUGCCGUGAAGACAACGUGACGUCAGUUCCGUCGGAAGCGUAUUUUGGAACGAGGUUGGAUCUCUUUCCUCUCUGGGCGAACGUUUUGUGUCUGGUUACAUUUAGCCUUGUUUUCCGGUCGGUUAUAUACCUUCUACUCCGGUUCGUCAGGUGUCCGAAGAGCCACUAA
Molecule: messenger RNA, 2049 nt
Organism: Lineus longissimus
Lineage: Eukaryota; Metazoa; Nemertea; Pilidiophora; Heteronemertea; Lineidae
Exons: 12
Coding region: 1-2049 (682 amino acids)
Biological process (GO): transmembrane transport
Cellular component (GO): membrane
Molecular function (GO): ATP binding; ATP hydrolysis activity; ABC-type transporter activity
Source: RefSeq, a predicted model, not a curated record